AUGACGGAUAGAAGGAAGACUCAGCCUUCUGAUCCUAGGAUGUCCUACGUUCAGAACAUUCUACACAGUGUUCAGGUAAAUCCACAUGAAUUUUAAGUCAUAUAGGGCUGGUUUCCCGGGACGCAGAUUAACAUUAUUGGAGACUAAUUUUUUUGGUGCAGGACGAGGCUGGGAAACGGUCCCAUAGAAUUUAAUUGUGUGCACCUGCUACUUCAGCUAACUUACUGUAUUGCCUAGCCUAUAAGGUGAAAAGUGUGUCUUUAUUUCCUAACAAAGUUAUGAUAACUAAUCAUGUAAGCAUACUGUGUCCAUAAUAAGUAUAUAGGUUAUAGGUUGAGAGCUUUUGUGAAAGAGCACAGUUAGAAAGAUAUGGCAUAUAGAAGCAAACCGGAUGGACAUCAGGAAAAUGAUCAGAGAGGUUGAGGGUAGAGGAAGUUCAGGAGUAAAAACAAACAAAAUAGAGUUAUUGUAAAAUUGACUGUGUCCAUAAAAUCUAUAUAGUAUGUAUAAGCUGGAAGUAGAGGCCUAAGCAUUGUUGUUCACUAGUUUACUCCAAUUAGGGAAGGGGUGGUGGGGUUAGAAAGUAAUCAAGGGAAAUAUUUGUUUUUAGUUAUGAUUGUUUUCAUUUGCCUGUUGUUAUGGUAAUAUGUGUUUUUUAUUUGUUUUCUGUCUGGUAUUCUAGCUGAGACGAGCACCAACACUGGAGGAGUUCUUUCAGGGUGAACCAGCACCAACACUGGAGGAGUUCUUUCAGGGUGAACCAGCACCAACACUGGAGGAGUUCUUUCAGGGUGAACCAGCACCAACACUGGAGGAGUUCUUUCAGGGUGAACCAAGACUAACGGCAGCCAAAACUACCAACCUCCACCACAGCAACAUCUGCCAGGUUCUAGCGUCGCAGAAUGAUGAUGUCACCGAAACCAAGGACAGCUUGCCGGGGUCGUCCUCCCCACCAACCCGAACCGUCAUGCAUGAUGGGAAAGCAGGCAUCCUCGUCCGAGGUCCUCCCAUGACGUCAACAGCCUACGGCGCCUUCACAACAAAUCACCUUCCAACUCUCCAUAACACCACCACUGUCCUUCCAACUCUCCAUAACGCCACCACUGUCCUUCCAACUCUCCAUAACACCACCACUGUCCUUCCAACUCUCCAUAACACCACCACUGUCCUUCCAACUCUCCAUAACACCACCACUGUCCUUCCAACUCUCCAUAACACCACCACUGUCCUUCCAACUCUCCAUAACACCACCACUGUCCUUCCAACUCUCCAUAACGCCACCACUGUCCUUCCAACUCUCCAUAACACCACCACUGUCCUUCCAACUCUCCAUAACACCACCACUGUCCUUCCAACUCUCCAUAACACCACCACUGUCCUUCCAACUCUCCAUAACACCACCACUGUGAGGGACACCUUCCUAGGUAAGCUGGUCUGUGACCCAACGACACCUUCUCUCUCUAGAGAGGCAACCACACACACCAACCGGCUUGCCCCGCAAACAGAGACCCGGACCAGGGAGAGACUCUUGUAUGACCAGGAUAGGACCACCAAUGUUGGGUGUGUUCUGGAGGAGGACCUGGGGUUAGGAAGACCAACCGUGGAUCCUCCAGCUGACAUAAGCCAACAGUCUUCGGGGUACGUGACGUAUGAAAACAUGGAGGCCACCUGUGUCUUGAGUCGGACCGAGGCUGGGGAGAGCAUUAUAUCAGGGCCUGAGGAGGGGACACCAGUUGGAACGGGGGGAUUUUUCCUACAGAACACCUCCGAUACAAACACAACCAAGGCAUGUAAUAUCAUCAGCCAUCCCCCCGUUGAUGCUGAAGAUCUGGAGGAGGGGUCGUCCCCGUGUGACGAUGACCUCAUAACUGGUCGCCCUGUAGAGGAAGCGAGUGUGACGUCGUCCUGGUGUAAUGACGUCAUACCAGACUAUUUAGAGGAAGCGUUGGUGACAUCGCCUCUACAGAGCAACAAUAUCACAUGUCCUGUAGAAGACCUCAUAGCAAGUCAUCCAGGAAAGAAGGAGUGUAGUACUACUAAUGUUGAUGUAAUUUCCCCCCAGCAUCAAGCCUCAUUAUCACUAUCAGACCGUCCUGAUCCCAAGAUUGUAGUGACAUGUCCUCAUACUGAGGCCUCGACACCGGACCUCUGCAAACCAGAUCAGAACCAGGCGUCAGACUUAGACCUGGACCCACAGGAGGGACCAUACCGGCUCAGCCUCCAGACUCUUCUAAAGAAAUCCCAGGCAGCUUUGGAACGCCCCAAACCAGGGAGGAACCAGCCAGAACCAAAGACCCAGACUGGAGAUGUAGACUUGGACCCGGAAUCGGAACCACUGGCAGGGCCGUACCGCCUCAGCCUCCAGACCCUGCUGAAGAAGUCCCAGGAGCACCGGAGACGCCAGCGUCAGCUGAAGAACCAGGCCAAGGCCUCUACUUGUCCUGGAAGGUAAGAGUUUUAUGUUAUGUUAUUCAUCUGUUUUAUUGACUUCUGUAAGUUCUUUUUUCAGGUAAGUGGGGCAGACACAUUAGAGGUUUUUAAAUCCCAUUUGAAAAUCCACCUUUUAGUCUGUCUUUUCAUCAGUGCUUUUCCUUUUAUUUUAGACCUCUUUUUUUGUAUUCAUCUCUUUUAUUGUCUUCUGUUUUUUUAUCUCCUUCAUUUGAAUGUUUUUACUGUAAAGUGUGUUGUGAUUUUAUAUGCAAUUUAAAUGAUAUUUAGUUGUAUUUUAUUUUAGGACCCAGGAGGCCUCGACACACCAGAAGAUGGAGGAGGAGAUCAGUUUCUCAGACAAGGAGAAUGAUGAGUUCCCCCAGUUAGGGAGAGUGGUGGCGGAGGGAUUGAAAACCCGGGACCGGGAUGGAGGAAGGAUCAUCUGGGAAUGGGAGUCCAGUUUUCCGGACCGCCACCACUGGAGAUAUUCCCUAAGGAAGCGUGGGUUCAACGUGAGGAGAAGGAGAGGUCUAGUAUUGUGGAAAGGGAAAUGGGACUCAACGAAAAAGUAUGUCACAAAGGAAUAAUGAAGGAAUUGGAGGCUGGAAAUGGCCCUACACAUUUGGUUGGUCUAGGAGGAGACACCCAAACCCAAUCUCCCCCAGGAGUGGACAUUGACGCUGGAUCGGCAGCCCAAGACAUCCAGCUACACCUCUCACCAGACGUCACAGCAGCACCGUCAACACUAAUGGACAACCUUCCACAUCCUAUCUCAGCCGAUGCCUCCAUAACCCAGGAAUCAUUCUACCUAGUCAGGGAGAAGAGCUCUACCCUGCCAAGGCCUUCCUCUCUGGGGGGAAAUAGGUUCCAGACCGUCCCUACCCCCCAGUUUAGUAUGAGCCCUAUCCGCUGUAAGAGUAAAGGAAACAGUGGAGGAGGAGGUGGCACCCCCAAGAGGCAGAUCCUGGUAAACACACCUUUGAAUGUAGACAACGAGGUGGGGUCGGGGACUGGGCUGGGAAAGAAUGAUGCUUGGGACCAAAGUCAUCUGCAUAGAGCGCCCCUAGUGGCUUGGGGUGGUAUAUCACAAGGCUUUAUUGCUCCUAUAGCUCCUGUAGUGGCCAGGGGUGGUACAACACCUAUGCGUAGGAGCUCAGACCAGGCGGAACAGAUAGCCCAGCUGGAGCUGAACCUGUCCAGCCUCAAAGCACUGAUCUCAGACCUGGAGUCCACGCUCACAGAGACGCCAGGGAACCACCAGACACACAACAGCAGCCAGACUGAUAAUAUAGACCAACAAUACCAAUACAGGGACUAUCAUACACCUGACAGCCAGGCCUUACAGACAACAGGGAACCAGACACACAACAACAGUCAGACUGAUAAUAGUAGUAACCUUACCAUGGACCCGCCGCACAAAUACAUAGACUACCAUACACCUGAGAGUCAGACAGAGAGUAACCUUACUGACAGUGACAAAGGAAGAGGGGGUGGCGGUGUGAGGUCAGCUGAUAAGAUGGUGGUGGUCCCCUGUAGAGUCCAGUGGUGUGACAGCGUACCUCCAUUGGUCAAGGAGGUGGAGAUCAGUGUUACAACGGGUUACAAAAGACAAGAUGGUCGCCAGCAGCAGCCUCUUGCAGCGCACCAAGUCACCUCCCUCACUCAGAAGAUGAGAGUUCCUGACGUGUUCCGGAAGGUUCCAUAUGAUGUCAUCAAGGUUCCGUCGGAAGUCAUCGAGGUUCUGAAGGACGUCAUCAAGAUUCCGGCAUCACACAAAACAACUUCCUCCGUCCUCUCAGACGCCAGCAACAACCAGCGCCAGCCAAUGGAGUGGAAGAGUGAUCCGGAGGACCACGCCGACUUCCUGUCCAUCAACCAAUCGUAUGACGUGGACACGCCCUCAGGGCUCUGGCUCCAGGGAGGGUCAGGGUCAGAGGGGUCGUUGAAAGGUCAUGACCCCGCGGGGAAGCAGCUGACCCCUGAGAAUGGAGAAGUUGGUCAGGGAGGGGCGUCAAGGGCCAAACGUAGACUGGUCAUGCACACAACAGAGGAGAACGGGGGAAGAGGAGGAGGACGAAGAGCGGUGAUGGUCAGGCCUCACUCCAGUACUCCUAAAGGUAGGCCAGCCAAUGUCCACAGUGGAUUUAGAUUAUAUGUGAGUAUGUUAGGAUAUCUUCCUGUCUGAGGUACAGAGUUAGAGAUACAGAAAUUCAGAUAGCAAUGGCUGUCAUCUCAAAUUUCAUAUUCAUUCAAUAUUUUCUCAAUCCAUUAUAUAACAUUCAGUGGCUCCAAACUCAAAUAAGAAGUUAAUGCUAUUUAUUCAUUAAUUAUAAAGGCAACAAGUGCAAGACAAACGUUUGUCAAUCCAUAACUCUAUAUAAUCCAAAUCAGACCCCUAGCUAGCCCUUCAUGUCUGACUGUUACCCCUCCCUCCUAGCUGCGGUGCGGUCGCACGGUCAGGAGAACCAGCAGGUGGGAUCCUGUUCCGGUCAGGAGAACCAGCAGGUGGGAUCCUGUUCCAGUCAGGAGAACCAGCAGGUGGGAUCCUGUUCCAGUCAGGAGAACCAGCAGGUGCGAUCCUGUUCCAGUCAGGAGAACCAGCAGGUGCGAUCCUGUUCCAGUCAGGAGAACCAGCAGGUGGGAUCCUGUUCCAGUCAGGAGAACCAGCAGGUGCGAUCCUGUUCCAGUCAGGAGAACCAGCAGGUGCGAUCCUGUUCCAGUCAGGAGAACCAGCAGGUGCGAUCCUGUUCCAGUCAGGAGAACCAGCAGGUGGGAUCCUGUUCCAGUCAGGAGAACCAGCAGGUCCAUCUGGAGCUGACCCAUGCAGCCCAGAUCAGAGCCCUGAAGGAGGAGCAGAGGAGACAGCAGCAACAACUACUGCAGGUGAGAGAGACCGCUGACCACCACCUCAAUAUGACCUCAAUGACCACAAUACAGCUACUAUAUUACUACUAUAGCUACAAUACUAACCACAAUACAACCUCUAACAGGUUUGGGGUCAAUCCCAUUUCAAAUCCAGUCAAUUCAGAAAGUAAACCAAAUUCCAAUUCCACAUCUCCUCAUUGAAAAGCUUUGAAGAGAAUUGGUCAUUGGAAUUUCAGUGUACUUCCUGAAUUGACCAGAAUUAAAAGGGAAUUGACCCCAACCCUGACCUCUAAACAAUAGAGGAAACAGCAGCAACAACUACUCCAGGUGAGUGAGACCGCUGGAACGCAAUAUGACCACUACACUAGCAACUCCAAUAACUGUGAAAUCUAACCAAGGUCACCUAUAAAACCCAUCUAGCUGGCACCUGUAUCCCUCCCUGCCUGCUUCACUCCCUCUCUCUCAAAUCCUCUCCCUCCCUCUCUCUUUCUCUCUCCCUCUUUCUUCUCUCUCCCUCCCUCUGUCUUUCUCUCUCCCUCUUCUUCUUUCUCUCUCCCUCUUUCUUCUCUCUCCCUCCCUCUGUCUCUCUCCCUCCCUCUCUCUUUCUCUCUCCCUCUUUCUUCUCUCUCCCUCCCUCUGUCUUUCUCUCUCUAUUUCUCUGAUUCUUAAAAAGCCCCAGCUUGUGCUGUUACAUCAACCUUAAUGUUCCUCAAAAGAGAGAUGGGGAUCUCAGCUGGCUCCUUGGCUAAAUUACAUCCUCACUCACUCACACACACACACACACACACACACACACACACACACACACACACACAGCUUGUGCAGACUGCAGACAUAUGCCCAUUAUAAGGGACCUUGAAACUCUCCUCCUCCAGUUUUAAGGACCAGGGAGUGAUUCUACUAUAAAUGUUUCAUUGGAGCUGUAAGAGGAAGGCUGGCUGAGUUUGGCUACCUCACUGUGUGUGUGUGUGUGUGUGUGGUGUGUGUGUGUGUGUGUGUCUUAAACCCAAGGACAACCAACACAUUAGCUGGCAUCCUUGUAUUUCCCCCUGUGUGUGUCCUUGCCCCAUUCAUUUAAGUGUCUCAUAGCUUCAACAACACCAUCAUUAACAAGCUGUUUAAUUAUGAGACCUUUGUCAGGUCUUCUUCUCUCCCCCUCCCUCCAUCAUUGAUGAUGUGUUGCCUGUAAAAGGAGGUUAGCUGGGCCGUGGAUAGAGAGAUGGAGGGAUGUAGGGUAGCUGGGAUGGAAGGAGGGAGGGAGGGAGAGGGGGAUGUGAUACAGAAAAGGAGAGGAACAUUAGUUUAAUUCAUGAGGGGUGCUGGUUAAGUGCCAGAUAGUCGCGCUGAGCGCCGCUGCUAAUGGUCCUCGCUCUCAUCCCUCUCUCUCACCUCCUCUCUCUCCUUCCCCCCUCCCCUCUCUGCUGUCUGUCAGAUGCUGGCCAUACGUUACCAGCUACUCCAGAGUUUGUCCUUCCCUGUGUCCUCCUGCCCCACAUCCAGCUCACGUCUAGAGGACAACACGACCUCCCUCCUCCCCCUCUCUUCCAUCCCUCUGUCCUCCAUCCCCCUCUCCAUCCCUCUGUUCUCCCCCUUUCCAGGAUCCCCCCUUCCAGAUAACCUCUCCUCCCUCCUUUCAGACCCAGACUCCCCCCCACAGGUACAUUUAAUUCCCACCUGAUUGACUUAGUUUCUAUAUUUGGAUCAUCAGUUUAUAGUCAACAAGUGAGGAGCACAACAGUUAGUUGUAGGAUUAUUCAGGUCAGGGUGUUGGGGGGGGUGGGGCUACAACUACAGUUGGCCAACAGUUGAAAGGACCUGGGUAGGAAAUUAAUUGGUUGUCAUUGACGGAAUUAGUAUUCCUCCCUCUCUCCCCUCUCCCCUCUCUCCCUCUCCCCAACACCCCUCUCUUCCCCUCAACAAAACUCCUCUCUCUCCCGAAAUCAUGCCCCACCACCCUCCUCUCUCUUCAACCCCCAAUAAGGACGAAGCUCCCCCCUCUCCCCCCCUCCUCCCCCCCCCCUCCUCUCUCUCUCCCCCGAGCCCCCUCCCCCCACUCGCCCCCUCCCGCCUCCCCCCAAAUCCUCUCUCCCUCUCCUGCCCCCCCCCGCCCUCUGCCCUCGCGACCCCCUCCUCUCUGCUCUCCCCCCCCCUCCCUCCCGGCCCCUCAUUACUCCUCCUCUCUCCUUGCUCUCUCCUUCUCCCACUCCCAUACCUCUCUCCCAUCUCACUCCCCCCAACCCCUCGCUCUCCUCUCUCCCCAACCCCCUCCUCUCUCCUUCUCUCCCACCCCCUCCCCCCCCCCCUCCUCUCUCCUCUCUCCCCAACCCCCUCCUCUCUCCUCUCCUCUCUCAACACCCCCCUCCUCUCUCCUCCUCCCCCCUCUCUCCUCAGUCUUCCAGGUGUCUGUCUGUGUGUUACCGCCCCCUGGUGGCAGCAGCAGUGAAGGGCUACCUAACCAGGAGGCUCCUACGCACAGAGAGAGUGGGACAGCUGCUACUUACCAUCAAGGUGACACACACAGUCAUGCACACACACACACACACACACACACAUUUACACACGCACACACACACACACACACAGCCCAUCAUGGGAUUUAUGGAAGAUGUGAUUUAGGGAUGUGUGUUUAAUGUAUGACUGUGUGUGUGUUGUCCCCUCCCUCAGGACACGCAGCAGUUCCUGCAGGCCUUCCAGCCCCAGAGCCCUGGGAGACAAGACCUGGUGCUGCUGGAGAGAGUCACACUGCAGGUUAACUAACACACACACACACACACACACUCUGUCUCUCUAUCUACCCCCACACCCCACACACCACACACACACACACACACACACACACUGGCACGCACAACAGUCUCUACACACACACAUACACAUUCUGUCUCUCUGUCUACACACAGACACACACACAGACAGACUAAUACUCGGGAGUGGUGUCUUGUUCCAGCUCCGCUCGGCGCGUUAUGAGGUCCAGGACAUCUUCUUCUGUGUGUCAGCUGGAGACAGGAUGCAGAUCAUCAGCUGGGACAGACAGCUGGCCAGGGAGAGGGAGAUGAAACGCAAGGUAACUACCUGGGUGUGUGUGUGUGUGUGUGUGUGUGAGAGAGAAAAAUGAAUGAGUGUUUGUGUAUCUAACUGCGUGUGUGUGUGUUUCUGUCCACAGACUGGGGAAACAGGGUCGACCAGGGGGAAGAGUUCUCUGUCUGCUGCUACACAGAAAGUCCUAGAGAGGAAGAGAGGAGUCUUGAUGUGAGUCCUGUCACAUAAAAUGUCACUAGACUAGAUAGUUAUUGUAUAGAAAACAGACAUUGUCAGAGCUGCUGAGCAAGACAGUGAGUGUAUGACUUGUAUGUUCUGAGUUCAGGGUUAAGGGGGCUAAGGUUAGAGUUGUGUUAAUAACAUGUUUGGUUAUAAAGAGCCAUACUUCUACCCAAGCUAGUACAGCACAGCUAGUGACUACUGAUACAAGUAAAAGAGACCUACCGUCUCUGUCUCACCAAUAAACCUAUUCCUCUUCUCCUCCCAUCAGGACGCAGAGGGGGACUGGAGCUGGGGUUGUAGCUGGCCAGAAGGGCCCUCUGGCUGGGGCAGAGGAGAACGUCGUGAAGCAGACA
Messenger RNA from Coregonus sp. 'balchen', 8909 nucleotides. Lineage: Eukaryota; Metazoa; Chordata; Actinopteri; Salmoniformes; Salmonidae. The record is from the annotation of a GenBank genome assembly.